Molecule: messenger RNA, 486 nt
Organism: Psylliodes chrysocephalus
Lineage: Eukaryota; Metazoa; Arthropoda; Insecta; Coleoptera; Chrysomelidae
Source: the annotation of a GenBank genome assembly
AUGGUCAUUAAAGAUAGGAAUGUAUCAUACGAGGGACUGCAGAGAAAGUUAAAACAGAAGGUGACAAGAGACAAAGUGUCUCAUGGGGAAAACAAUAAAAAAACAAAAGCAGGAGACCUCCUAGUAGAAAAGGAGAAUGAAAACAUAAUUGAAGCACUGAAGGAAGAGGUAAUGAAACACAUCGGCGGAGCAGAGGUGAAGCUACUGAAAGGAAACAUAGCUGUAGUCCACAUCUAUGACAUGGACGCAGUGACCACGAAGGAAGAACUGGUACAAGCGGUGGAGAUCCAGACGGGUUCUGGCUCAGUGGUGAUAAGACCCAUGCGGCCGAUGGCAGAAAGUUGGCAGGCGGCUACAUUAGAAAUGGCAGAAAAUCUAGCCAAAAAAAUUGUCAAAGCACAAAAAAUUAGAGUGGGAUGGACGUCGUGUAGGGUAAAGAAAAGAGUAGAUAUUAAUAGAUGCUUUACCUGUGACAGCCUCAGAUAA